Messenger RNA from Thecamonas trahens ATCC 50062, 1134 nucleotides. RefSeq names its product aldose 1-epimerase. The transcript has 2 exons. Lineage: Eukaryota; Apusomonadida; Apusomonadidae. Bases 1 to 1134 code for a protein of 377 amino acids. Gene Ontology annotation, molecular function: carbohydrate binding; aldose 1-epimerase activity. Gene Ontology annotation, biological process: beta-D-galactose catabolic process via UDP-galactose, Leloir pathway; glucose metabolic process. The record is from RefSeq and is a predicted model, not a curated record.
AUGUCCGACAACAGCUCGAACUUCACCCUUGCCUCGGAAUCAGGUCUCGUCGCCACGCUCUCACCGCUCGGCGCUGCGUUACGCAGCCUCACGCUAUCCUCUCCCCCAUCGUCACCAUCGCGCGCCGAGUCUGCUAUCGGAGCCAUUCAGUGCGCCAAGUGCGGGAGCAACAGCCGCGCGGCGGCCUGGACGACGCGAUCAGUAGUCCUGGGCCUCGCCUCCGACGACGCCGCUCGCAGGCAUGCGGGCCCGUACCUCGGCGUGACAGUCGGGCGCGUGGCCAACCGGAUCGGCCAUGGCGGAGAGUUUGAGCUCGAUGGCGAGAGGCAUCAGGCACGGGCUAACGAAGGCGGCAACUGCCUGCAUGGUGGCGGAGGCGAUGGCGCGCUGGAUGGGCGGGUGUGGGAGAUGGCCGAGCGGGUGAGCGGCAAGACCGAUGGCGCCGAUGCCUUUGUCGGCUGGCCCAUCGCGGGCUGUGGACGGUACGAUGCGGUGACGUUUGCCAGCACGAUGGCCGACGGCGAGAACGGGUUCCCCGGCCGAGUCAACGUCCGCGCCACGUACGUUGUCGCCCAUGGUGCGCAUGCGCUCGGUAUUGUGCUCGAGGGCGAGGCGGAGGCGGUCACGCUCCUUGCGCUCACGAACCACGCGUACUUUAACCUUUCUGGCGAGCCGCGCGAGGGCGGGCUCGCUGACCAUCAGCUGGACCUCCACGAGGCAACGGGCGUGCUCGCCGUCGACGACGCGCUCAUUCCGACGGGCGAGGUUGUGCCGUUGGCCGCCGACUCGCCGUUCGCCGCGGCGGUGGCCUCGCUCGGCUCGGAGGCCAAGCUCGAGGGCCUCGACCACAACUACGUCCUCGCUCCGCCCGACACCGCCGGUGCCUGUCGAUGCAUCGGCGCGCUGGUGCACGUGCCCAGCGGUCUGCGAAUGCGGGUGACGACGACCAAGCCGGGCGUCCAGGUCUACACUGGCAACGGGCUCGGACACGCCGGCAUCCCGAUCGCCGACACGGUCCACGCGCAGUGCGCAAGUGUCAACUAUGGCAACGGCUCGGCCAUCUGCCUCGAGACGCAGUUCUUUCCUGACGCCAUUCACCUCGGCCCGCUCCUCGGAUACCUGGCUGCUGUUUGA